This is a messenger RNA of Astyanax mexicanus (Mexican tetra), 2365 nucleotides long. RefSeq names its product eukaryotic translation elongation factor 1 alpha 2 (gene eef1a2). The coding region runs from base 315 to 1706 and encodes 463 amino acids. Gene Ontology annotation, biological process: translational elongation; translation. Gene Ontology annotation, molecular function: translation elongation factor activity; GTP binding; GTPase activity. The transcript is spliced from 8 exons. NCBI's taxonomy places the organism in Eukaryota, Metazoa, Chordata, Actinopteri, Characiformes, Acestrorhamphidae. The record is from RefSeq and is a predicted model, not a curated record.
CUGUUUGGUUUCUCUUGCUGCCUUUGCAGAUCCCCUGCUUCAGCAUCUCUCUCGUCUCCCUCUGUCUCUCUCUCUCUUCUGUCUCCCCCUCCUACCCUCCUCCCUCCCCACAUAAAGUGCCGCAUUGCUGUAUCAAAGUGGGGUGCGUUCACUACGCAGACAGAUUUAGAGCCUGCCACCCCCCCUGUGUUGGAGUGCUAAGGAAGAAAGAGGGUGUUCAGAGGGAACACGCUGUGCUGCCUGAACACACAGCUACAGCAGGGGAACCCUGGGUGGGAACAUUCUCUCUUCUUUCCCUCUGUGUUCUGUUCAUCAUGGGGAAGGAAAAGAUCCACAUUAAUAUUGUUGUGAUUGGCCAUGUGGACUCUGGGAAGUCCACCACCACCGGUCACCUCAUCUAUAAGUGUGGAGGCAUUGACAAGAGAACCAUCGAGAAAUUUGAGAAGGAGGCUGCAGAGAUGGGGAAAGGAUCCUUUAAGUAUGCCUGGGUAUUGGACAAGCUAAAGGCAGAGCGAGAGAGAGGCAUCACCAUAGACAUCUCUCUCUGGAAAUUUGAGACUUCUAAAUACUACAUUACCAUCAUAGAUGCUCCAGGUCACAGAGAUUUUAUCAAGAACAUGAUCACAGGGACUUCCCAGGCAGACUGUGCCGUUUUGAUCGUGGCAGCUGGCGUGGGUGAAUUUGAAGCCGGCAUCUCCAAGAACGGGCAGACACGCGAGCAUGCCCUACUAGCCUACACUCUGGGUGUUAAACAGCUGAUUGUAGCUGUCAACAAGAUGGACUCCACAGAGCCUCCUUACAGCGAGAAGCGCUAUGAUGAGAUAGUUAAGGAGGUCAGCGCCUACAUCAAGAAGAUUGGCUACAGCCCGGCGGCCGUGCCCUUCGUUCCCAUUUCAGGGUGGCAUGGGGACAACAUGUUGGAGCCCUCCUCUAAUAUGCCGUGGUUUAAAGGCUGGAAGCUGGACAGGAAGGAGCUUCAUGCUACAGGAGUCACCCUUCUGGAGGCUCUGGACACUAUCCUGCCCCCCACACGGCCCACAGACAAACCCUUACGUCUUCCCUUGCAGGACGUCUACAAGAUUGGAGGUAUUGGGACAGUGCCGGUGGGAAGGGUAGAGACUGGCGUCCUGCGGCCCGGCAUGGUGGUGACCUUCGCCCCAGUCAACAUCACCACGGAGGUGAAGUCUGUGGAGAUGCACCACGAGUCUCUGACUGAAGCUCUGCCAGGGGAUAACGUGGGCUUCAACGUAAAGAAUGUGUCAGUGAAGGACAUCCGCAGGGGGAACGUGUGCGGAGACAGCAGGUCAGACCCACCCCAGGAGGCCUCGGGGUUCACAGCACAGGUUAUUAUUUUGAAUCACCCGGGUCAGAUCUGUGCUGGUUACUCUCCUGUCAUUGACUGCCACACGGCUCACAUCGCCUGCAAGUUCGCUGAGCUGAAGGAGAAGAUUGACCGUCGCUCUGGGAAGAAGCUGGAGGACAAUCCCAAGAACCUGAAGUCUGGAGAUGCUGCGAUCGUGGACAUGGUCCCAGGCAAACCCAUGUGUGUGGAGAGCUUUUCUCAGUACCCUCCUCUGGGACGCUUUGCUGUCCGAGAUAUGAGGCAGACCGUCGCCGUCGGGGUCAUCAAGAACGUGGAAAAGAAGGUGGGUGGGAGCGGCAAAAUCACCAAAUCAGCACAGAAAGCUCAGAAGGCCGGCAAGUGAACCUGAAGCUCCUGGUCCGGACCCCGUCCAGCUCCCACAAAUCUAGAAGCCCCCACUGUGUACCUGGGCAUGCUCAGCGCCCCCUUUUGCAGCUCAAAUACAUUCUGCAUCGCUGACUGGAGGAUGAUGGUCUUCUGAAUGUGAAGGACAGACAAUGUCUAUCGAAGGGUUUACCACAGCCUUGUUGCAAUUUAUCCAUUUUACUGCUCAGGCUGCAGUCUCUAUAUAUUCUGUAUAAUAUAUAUCUAUACCCUGUAUAUAUUUAUAUCAGUAUAAUAGAGGGAGGUUUGCAUUUUGAGGUCUGUGCUGCAGCCGUAGAAUAAAUGAAGGUGGAAUCACACAGUUCUGGAGUGACAGAGCAUUAGCACGAGUCUCGAUCUCACAAGCUUGUGUGUCUUAAUGACUAAUAAUUAAAAAAGAAAUAAAUAAAAUGUUUAUUUUAUAUUUAUGAUUUCCCUUUGUUUACAAGCCGUCACUACAUCACUUUUUUGUUUAUGCUUUACGCACAUGUUGUCCUUGCUGUAAGAGAGAACUUCGCAACCCUGAAGCUUUAAUGAUUAAUAAAUAAAAAGGCUGCUAUAUAAUCAGACACAGUUCACCCAGGCCUUAGGCGACUUGUUUUUUUUUCUUUUAAUAAAACUAAACCUGUGAAAAAUCUA